This is a messenger RNA of Trichobilharzia regenti, 192 nucleotides long. The record is from the annotation of a GenBank genome assembly. Lineage: Eukaryota; Metazoa; Platyhelminthes; Trematoda; Strigeidida; Schistosomatidae.
AUGAACACCUUUUUAGUUUCACGAGAGUUUCGAAUCAUAUCUCUGCAUAUUUCUGUGGGUUGUGUCUUUUCAGAAUCAUCUUCAUCUUCGCCGCCACCGCCUUCCUCUUCUUCAUCCUCUUCCUCUUCUUCAUCUCCUUCAGAGUUAUCAUUAUCAUCAUGCGCUGUUAGAUUAGUGUUGCCUAUACUGUGA